Messenger RNA from Lactuca saligna, 1518 nucleotides. The record is from the annotation of a GenBank genome assembly. NCBI's taxonomy places the organism in Eukaryota, Viridiplantae, Streptophyta, Magnoliopsida, Asterales, Asteraceae.
AUGCAGUUUGAUCGUCAAACCUUAUCCAUUGCAAUGCGUUUCUUGAUGGCCAAAACUCCAGAGCAAAGGGCAGCUGUUGAUCUGGACCCUCAUUACACACAGCUUAGGUUUCAUUCUUUUAUACCAUAUCAUAUGAUGAUGAUGCUUAUAUUAUCCAUUAUCCAAUCCUACAUACAGUUUGAACCUCACCCCAUGUAUCUAUGCAGGAAUGUCAGUUCACCUCAUUUUCAUUUUCAUUUUGUUAUUGAUUCAAUAGUGAACCCACCUGCAGUUGAUUGGCUAGGGCUUCCAGUUCAGUUUUGGGCUUUAUCUCUACAUUUCUAUUUAACAGUUUCAAGCACAAGCACAAGAAACAGAGCAUCUUUCCUAUCACUUUUAAGGUGUACAAUGUUGGAAAGGAGGAAACAAUUGUAUUGCAGCUUAAAGGUGAUUGUUCUCUUGGUUACCUCCAUAUCGUUUGCUCACCAAAGAAGAAGGUUUAGAAGUAUACGAGGACAUGAUAUUGGGGAGAGAUUUCGAGGACAUGUGUGUUCAGAUGUAUUACAGGGGGGAAAUGUUUGGUUUUGUCCAUUUAUACCACGGGCAAGAAGUUGUUUCUCAGGGUUCAUCAAUCUGUUGAAGAAAGAGGAUAGUGUUGUGAGCACCUACCGUGAUCAUGUUCAUGCUCUAAGCAAGGGGGUGCCUGCUCGUGCUAUGAUGAGCGAGUUGUUUGGGAAGAAAACAGCGUGUUACUGUGGUCAGGGUGGAUCCAUGAACAUGUUCUCUACUGAAUACAAUGUUCUUGGAGGGCUUGCCUUUAUAGGAGAAGGCAUCCCCUGUUGCCACAGCUCUAUGGAAAUUGCCUGUCAUAUUUGUGGUGGAGAACAAUCUGUGGGCAAUUGGGAUGUCCCAUCUGCGUUCAACUUCAGAUCUAGAAAUCUAGAAGAAGGGUCCAUCUUUUGGGAUGCCAGAUUCAGAGGACACUCUUUGGCUGAUCCUGAUAAGCUUCGUGACCCAGCUGAGAAGGCUCAUUAUGCAAUAAGGGAUCCAAUAACAGGAUUGAAGAAAUACCUGACUGAAAACAAAUUGGCAAGUGAAGCAGAUUUAAAGGCGAUAAAGAAGAAGAUAGAUGAGGUGGUUGAGGAAGCUGUGGAGUUUGUAGAUGAAAGCCCUGCUCCUUCAAGAAGCCAACUGCUGGAAAAUGUGUUUGCAGAUCCAAGAGGGUUUGGAUUAAUUGGACCUGAUGGAAGUUACAGGUGUGAGGAUCCUAAGUUUACUGAAGGCACUGCUCAGGUUUGUUACUUCACUCGUGUGGUGAAAGUUGCUGAUGUAGCUGGUAUUCUAAGGACUAAAAGUCCUAAUCUAUUCCGUCAAUUAGGAUUGAUGCAUAUAUUUGUAGUUCCACGUGCUUCUCGUGUGAUUGGCAUGAUCACCAGAAAGGACUUGAUAUUUGAGAUUACGGUCGCAUGGCAGAAAUACUUGUACAAAGAGCAUAUUCCCCUGAUGAAUUCACCCGUUGAACUGCAAUCACAUGGAUAA